Messenger RNA from Austrofundulus limnaeus, 5614 nucleotides. It is a transcript of the gene pou2f2b, whose product is annotated as POU class 2 homeobox 2b. The record is from RefSeq and is a predicted model, not a curated record. Lineage: Eukaryota; Metazoa; Chordata; Actinopteri; Cyprinodontiformes; Rivulidae. Gene Ontology annotation, biological process: regulation of transcription by RNA polymerase II. Gene Ontology annotation, cellular component: nucleus. Gene Ontology annotation, molecular function: RNA polymerase II cis-regulatory region sequence-specific DNA binding; DNA-binding transcription factor activity, RNA polymerase II-specific.
AAAAAAAAAAAAAAUCCAAACCAAAACAUAAGAGACACACAGACGGAUGGACGGAGAAACGGCAAGUGUUCCGCUAAAACGCGACAUCAUGGUCGGAUUGUUCUUCUAGCAGCCGCGGCUUCUUUCAUUCCUGCUUUUACUCUGUGCUUUUUAUUUACUUAUUUUCUCGCUGGGUUUGUUUGUUUAUUUAUUUGUCUGCCUAUCGAUUGAUUGCGUUUUAAUUACAGAGCGCGAGGGAGGAGGAGCGUCGGGGGCCAUGCGCGCGACUCGUCUUUUCUGACCAUUUUUUUGUUUGUUUUUGUUUUCUUUUUUUUUUUGUUGUUGUUGUUCCCUCAUUCUUGUGUAUAUUUAUUCGCCAAGCUAUUUUAAAUGCGACGUUUUGUGCGCGCGCGUCCAUAUUAGCCUACAGCCCCCUCACGCCACGGUGUAAAAGAGAAGGAGCGCGUGCAGCUAUGACCAAAUCAGACCAAAUAGUUCAGAAAUAAGACUUGUUUGUGAUAAAUGUUGUCUUUUUUUGUGGUGUUCAGAGGAAAACCAAAGCUAAACCCGACCGGGGCGAUAAUAUGCCACAGGAAUAUUCAGGCUCGACUGUUCUCAGCUUUUUUUGUUUUUUACAGGAGGAGUGAGAGGAUAAAAUAAGCUCCAGAGGGGGGCCUUUAUAUGUUUACUCAAGGAGAAAGCUUUAGCAGAACGAGGACAGGUGAAACAGCCUUUAUUGUUGUUGUUAUUAUUAAUAAUCUAAACUUGUAAUUGUAAAACUUUUCAUGUAGCUGCAGAAGUUGAUCUCUCGAUCCGUCUGUGUUCAGCUGCGCUUCAAGGGACCAUCCUUAUGUUCUAUGCACAUAUAGGCUACACCAAAAACAAAUCUAGAUCUAUAUGCCGAGCACCAGUCCACAAGCGUGAAUAAUAAUUAUUUAAAAAAGGAGAGGAAGAAAAAAAAAAAGAAAGAAAAGUGCGCAGCAGCUGUGGGGCUACAUGUGCGCACACACCCAUCCAGCUCCAGCAGCCGAGUAAAUCCCCAAAGCUGUCUGCCGGAGAGUCGGACCGAGGAGAGGAGGCUUCGGAGGAGGACGGAGCUCGUCCCGGUUCUUGUGUCCGAUUCUUUGCGUCCAGACGAGGAGGACCAGCAAGGAGGAGGAAGAUCAUGUUUGUUCCCCUGCCGGUGCCGUUCGUGUUUCAGAGAACCGCCCCUGACCUCAACGCCUGGCGUCUCAAGUCCCCCCUGGCUCUCCGCUCCAACUCCGAGUCAGAGCGGAAUGGACCUGAAUCAAAUCACCAGGCUCAUUCUAUGAAAAUCAGCCCCUUUCCUCUGUCACCAAACCUGAACAGCAGCAAGAAUAAGAUGGAUGAGUGUGCUGAAAUGUCCCCAGGCCUUCCUCCUUCUCAUGGCCCGACCCCCUCCCAAACAGCCCUGCAGCACACGCAGCUCAUGCUGACAGGCUCGCAGCUGGCAGGGCUGACAGCUUUACUGCCGGCGCAGCAGCAGCUGCUGCUACAGCAGGCUCAGGCGCAGCUCCUGGCCGCCGCCGUGCAGCAGUCCAACGCAGCCCACGCCGCUCACGCCGCUCACGCCGCCGCUCAAGCCAAUCAGCAAGCUCAGGCAGCUGCGGCGGCAAAUCAGCAGGCCCAGCAGCAGCAGCAGCAGCAGCAGCAGCAGCAGGCGGGACAGACAGGGCAGCAGCUGCAGCCUCAGGGACAGGGACAGAGCACACAGGAACCAAACAGCCAAAGUGUCCCUGUCCCUCCACCUCAGCUCACCCUGUCCCAGCCGAUCCAGCUCACAGCCCAGGACAUUCAGCAGCUGCUGCAGCUUCAGCAGCUGGUGUUGGUGCCUGGUCACUCGCUUCCAUCACCAGCCCAGUUUCUCCUCCCCCAGGCCCAGCAGGCCCAGCAAGGACUUUUAUCAACACCAAAUCUUAUUCCGCUACCUCAGCAAAACCAAGGGAGCCUCCUCUCUGCUCAAACUAGAAUGGGACUCCAGACACAGGUGCAGCGAGAUAAGAGCGUGGACGUGAGUGGCAGCGGAGGUGUGACCACGGUGCCCCCCGUGACCUCUCACCCCGAUGAGCCCAGUGACCUGGAGGAGCUGGAACAGUUCGCCCGCACUUUUAAACAAAGACGCAUCAAACUGGGCUUUACACAGGGAGACGUAGGCUUGGCGAUGGGGAAACUGUAUGGCAACGACUUCAGCCAGACCACCAUCUCUCGCUUCGAAGCUCUCAACCUGAGCUUUAAGAACAUGUGCAAGCUGAAGCCGCUGUUAGAGAAGUGGCUUAAUGAUGCAGAGACMAUGUCCAUAGACAGCACCCUGCCCAGUCCGAGCUCCCUGUCCUCACCCUCUCUGGGCUUCGAUGGGGUUCCAGGUCGCCGCAGGAAGAAGAGAACCAGCAUCGAGACGAAUGUACGCGUGGCUCUGGAGCGAGCAUUUAUGACGCCCUAGCAGCCAGUGGUGGCCAGCUGCCUCUUUCCACUCUUGAAGGCGGAAGCAAGGUGAUGCUGGGGGCCACCGGGGGCCAAGGAGGUGGCCUUCCCUCCUCCCUCUUCCUCAACCACCCCACCCUCCUCCACAUGGGCCAGAACCCCGGCGCUGGACUGAUCAGCGCCGCCGUAGCCAAAGUGUCCCAGGCCUCCCCGUUCCCCUCAGCCAGCAGCAUCAGCCCCACACCCUGCUCCCCGUCCCCCUGCUCCAGCCCCGCCUCUUCCUGCUCCUCCAGCGAAAUGGCACACAGCCCGUCCUCCCUGGGCGGGCCCAAGAUCGAGUGACCACACCCGGGGCCAAUCAGAAAGGAGGAGAACGGAGGAACCUCGCCUUUCACACCAAAGCUAUCUCUUUCUCUCUCGCGCGCUCUUCUUCCAUUGUUUUAGUUUUAGCUUUACUGCAAUGGCUCUCUCCCUUCUUUUCUCCCAGUCUUUCAAUGCCAAAAAUACACAGAAUGAAAGAGGAGAGAAGGAGGGAAAGAAGAAGAGAGAAGGGAGGAAAGAGGAAGAUUGAAACCAAAAAUCUUUAUCUAUCCAAACAGAUGAAACAGAGACAUCGUGGGACAUUUUUGUCUGCGAUAUCGGCAUGGCACGCCUCCACUCUUUCUCUCUGAAGGAAAAAAAAAAAAAAACCAGUGACUUUUUAAUAAAGAGUUGGAAGAGACGGCGGAUCUGCAUGUCGAAGUGCAUAAACCAAAAAUGACAAAAGAUAACUUUACGAGAAGACAUGGGAAUGGUGUCAUGGACAAAACAAAAAAAAAAGGAAAAGAAGAAGAGAAGGACUAUGCUUACGUGCUUUUUCUUUUUUUUUUAACAAUGUUAUUUUGCAAAGCUGUGGGUUUGAAAGAAGAAGAGCAGGGAGGAUACGUUUAAACCAAAAAUUUACCUGAGGAGGAGGCGGCGGACGAAUACACAGUGACAAAAAAAAAGACCAAAAAAAAUGACAAGCAUACCAAAAUCACAAAUACCAAAAACCAAAAAUACGGAGAGAAAAGCUUUAUUCAAAGGACGUGUAAAUACUGAAGCUAUCCAGGACCAGGACUCUACUGCAACACACACACAUUUACACACAAACAUGAAGAACCAGCCCAUCCUGUCAUCGACUCAUCCCGUCUGUGUCAGCUCAUGUGUGUCUGAUAUUUUGUACGAUCAUUUUUUUAAAAUAUUGUUGCAUUUUUGUCAUGAACGUUUGCUAGAACUGCUGUCUCUUUACCUACCUCUGGUUAUGAGAGCAUAGAAUAGCGCACAUUUCUCCUCUUGGGUCAGAAAAUCCUGUUAUUUUUUGACAAAAGUGUAGUUUGAGAUGUGUUUUCCUAUUAUUUAUUAGUUUCCUUUUACAAUUCAGCUCCUAUUUAUUGUUGUGCUCGAUUGUAGUUUUAGCUUUGCUAUCACUGUCAUCAUCCUUGUUUUCAUUUGUCUUCAUUUGUACCAUCAGCAUCAUCAUCAUCAUCAUAGUGUAUUUGUGACAUGACACCCCUUCAGGAACACAGAUGACGAAUGUGGUCGAUGCUCAUCUCGGUCCUCACCAAGUGCCGAUAGUUUGCAGAUCGAGUUGGCACACUUCGUGUUGAUUUCAGGGCGUGAAUGAAUUCAUUACGACGCAAAACAUUUUGCUCACUUCAUCUGCGCUCCACUUUUAAACAUUAUUACCCAGAGGCUCCGUGGCUAAAUGAACACGCCCUGGAAACUUCACACACUGAAAAUGUUUGUUAGCAGAGUGGAGACCCGUUUUCCAAAGUAUGAAAUGGGGCUGAUUGUUGAUAGAAAGAAAUCACCCUUGAGGCCGAGGGCUAAAUAAGUCAAUAAAGCCAAGUUUAGUCACAGCUGGCUCUGAUUCCUGCCUCGUCAAUCAGCGCAGACGGCCUCCCACACCUUGUAUGUCUCUGUGCGUUUACUGACAUUUGUCUGUUUCUCCAUCAUCGCUCACAUCUCACUGCCAUUUUCCACCUCGCACUGCCAUUAAUCCUCAAAUAGAUACCAAAGCAUUAUCAAGGCAGGGCUCUUCUUAAGCCUGAGCCGAGACAUAAACACAAUAAAGACUCACUGGUGGUGGUGGGAGCAGAGGUCUGGUGGGGGCUGAGAACAGGAUGUUACCACUGCAAAGGCCCCCUCACUUCACCCCUUUUUGGUGAAAUUCCCUUUCACCUGCUCUGUCUAAAAAUGCACGGGGGAACUGAUGUUCCACUCCCCCCAACAAAGACGGGGUGAAGGGAGCAGGUGUCACACCUUUUUUUUAAGAGGAUACCAAAAACAAACCCAUACCAAAAAAACAAACAAACCAAGGAAUGACAAGAAGCAAACCAAAAAUAACCCAAACCAAAUGUGGCUGGAGGGAGGAGGGGAGGAGGACAAAGUGCUGAAGGAUCGGACGACGCCUGCCUGUCCGUCUCUUAGCUUUAGGGCUGAAACUGUGGACAGAGGGACGAAGACGCAGACGAAGGACAGACUGUUCCUCCCCUCCUCUACCUCCCUCUCUCCAGCUCAGCCCUCUGGUCCUGGAUGGAGAUAAACGCAAAUGACCUCACUGAACUGAAAUCCUUAUUUUAAAAAAAAGAAACCUUUGAUUUGAUUUUGUUGAUCGGUUCUGAUUGUUUUAUCUCUGCUGUGUCUCUUGAUGCCGUUUUACGUACUGUACUUUUAGUGCUUAUUAUUACUUAUUUGGAAUAACGUACUCGCUUACUUAUUACUACAAGAGCUCCUUAUUUUUUUCGUAGUUGUGCUAGAGAUUUUUAUUAUCAGGUGGUUGGGGGGAGGGGGGGAGAGAAAAAAAUACUGUGAAAAUUUAGCUUCCAGAUUUUUAUUAGAUAAAGAAACAGACUGUUUUGGCAGGAAACAUGUUUUUUUAAAAAGGAAAAACACAAAAGCCAAAUAGAAAAAAAAAACACGUUUGAACCGCAAAAUCUCGAAAUCGUCAAACCAAAUACCGAAGCAAACCAAACAGAGCUGCUCUCUCAACCCUGGGGGGAGGGGAGGGCGAAGAAAUGGCUUGAUCUGUCUUAGGUGCGACUGUGCGUUUUCUGUAUGUAAGUGUUAGAGACUUAAAAACGAGUCGGGUCUGCAGUGAUGUCUUGUAAUUUAAAAAAAAAUCCCAAAGACUAAAAACGAUGCUUUAAGAAUACCCUCACAGCGAAGAUUU